Closterium sp. Naga37s-1 is the source of this 1362-nucleotide messenger RNA. Lineage: Eukaryota; Viridiplantae; Streptophyta; Zygnematophyceae; Desmidiales; Closteriaceae. The record is from the annotation of a GenBank genome assembly.
AUGCCACUUUCGCACCGUCGAAUUCACUCCCCCUUACAUCCCCGCUCCCUGGAUCCCUCCCUUUCAUCCCACCCCCCAUCCCCCUCGCUCGACCUCCCUGUCUAUUUCCACACGAUUUCUCACGCUUUCCCGUACAUUACCCCUCCUUGUAUCAUGGGGAGCUUCCCCCUUUCCCCCACGCCAACCCUCCCUUUCCCCCACGCCAACCCUCCCCUUCCCCCACGCCAACCCUCCCUUUCCCCCACGCCAUCCCUCCCUUUCCUCCCCUACCACCCGCCCUUCCCCCACUCCCACCCUCCCUUUCCCCCACUCCCACCCGCCCUUUCUCCCACUCCCCCUCGUCCUUUCCCCCACUCCCCCCCAUCCUUUCCCACACUCCCCCUCGCCAUUUCCUCCACUUCCCCCCGUCCAUUCCCGCACUCCCACUCGUCCAUUCCCCACUCCCACCCACCUUUUCCCCCACCCCCCCCGUCCAAUCUCCCACUUCCCCCCAUCCAAUCCCCCACUUCCCCCCAUCCAAUCCCCCACUCCCGCCCGUCAUUUCCGCCACUCCCCCAGGUCCACACCUCUCUCAUGCACCAACCCCGCACGCAUGGAGCGCAGCCGCACUUUUAUUCCCUGCCCUCAUCCCUUGCUCCGUUCCUUUGUUCCCCCACACUCUUCCUCCCUCCCUUCCUCCCGUCCUCCCUUCCUGUCAUCCUCCUUUCCACUUAUCUUCCCUUCCUCUCAUCUGCCCGUCCUCUCAUCCUCCUGUCCUCUCAUCCUCCCGUCCUCUCAUCCUCCCUUCCUCUCAUCCGCCCUUUCUCUCACCCGCCCUUCAUCCUCCCUUCCUCCCAUCUGCCCGUCCUCUCAUCCUCCCUUCCUCUCAUCCUCCCUUCCUCGCAUCCUCCCUUCCUCUCAUCCUCCCUUCCUCUCAUCCGCCCUUUCUCUCAUCCGCCCUUCAUCCUCACUUCCUCUCAUCCUCCCAUCCUCCCAUCCUCCCUUUCUUCCUCCCUCCCUCCCUUCCACCCUUCCACCCAACGUCUGUCCCCCUCGCCCAUUUUCUCCCUCCGUGCAUUCCUUGUUCCCUGCCGCUGUUGCCCUCGCAUUGUCAUUGUUCCGUAUCCUGGGCAUGUGGGGGUACAUAGGCAUGCGGAGGUACAUACAUACGCAUGGGGAGAUGCUUCGGCAGGGCGAGUAGCAUCGUCCAUCCCAUCCACCUCUCACUCACAUCCGCCUCCCACUCACAUCCGCCUUUCACUCACAACCGCCUGUCACUCGUCACUGCCACCCAUUCACAUCCGCCUCUUCUUUGACUUCGCAGUUCUCAUUCCACCCCUUCUUCUCCUCCCUCUGUCAUCUCGUCCUCCCACUCCCGGUUAG